Molecule: messenger RNA, 1351 nt
Organism: Colletotrichum navitas
Lineage: Eukaryota; Fungi; Ascomycota; Sordariomycetes; Glomerellales; Glomerellaceae
Product: PQ loop repeat-domain-containing protein
Exons: 4
Coding region: 352-1212 (286 amino acids)
Cellular component (GO): membrane
Source: RefSeq, a predicted model, not a curated record
UACUGAUCACGGACGAUUUGACAUACCAAGCGGGGCUUAGCCCCGAUCCUCCCCUUGGUGUAGUUGGUUCAUCACGUUCGACUGUAAUGGUUACAUUGUCAUCGAAAGGUCUCUAGUUCGAUUCUGGAAGGGGAGAAGUCUUUUUUGUCUUUGAUUUCAUUUGUAUUCAUCUUUCUGGCGUCUCACGGACAAAGCUGUUGCGUGUAGAAAUUUCAUCAUCCAACUCUCAUCAGAAGGUCUAUCUAUCUACCUUGCUUUUUUUUUAUUUUAAUCUUUUUUGCGGCGCAAAUAAGACACAUAAAGUGCACGACUACUUUGCUAGGGCUGCAUCAACGCGCUGAUCGCCCCAGCAUGGACGUGCCGGCCGCCGCAAACGCCCUGGGCACUCUCGGUGCAGUCUGCUGGUCAAUUCAACUCAUUCCUCAAAUCAUCGUCAACUACCGUCGCCACAACGCGACCGGGCUGCAGCCUUCCAUGAUGAUGCUUUGGGCCUGGGCCGGCGUGCCGCUCGGUGUCUACAACAUCGUUGAGGGAUUUAACGUUGCGCUGCGGGUCCAGCCCCAGAUCCUGACGUUCCUCAGUCUCGCGACCUGGAUUCAAUGCUAUUACUAUCAGCGGGCCUGGUCCGUCCUCCGCUCCCUCGCUGUCGUGGCGCCGAUUGCAGCCGUCAUGGCCGGCAUACAGGUUGCCCUCGUCAUCGGCCUGCGCAUCAUCAAGGACCGCGGCGUCGAGUGGCCCAUGAUCCUCAUGGCUGUGCUCUCAGCCGCGCUGCUGGCCGCUGGUGUGCUGCGGCAUUACUGGGACAUCUACCUUCACCGUACCGUGCGCGGCAUCUCUUUCGUCUUCGUCGCCAUCGAUGCCGCCGGUGACGUCUUCUCCCUUGCGUCCAUUUUCUUCCAGGCCAAGACGGACAUCUUGGGCAUCGUCAUAUACGCCACCGAGUUUAUCCUCUGGUGCGGCGUCUUUGCGUGCGGCGGAUAUUACAAUUUCUUGCCUUGGGCGAGGAUGAGGUGGCUUGUAAAGAAGGACGGUAAUACUGGCGGGACCACGUCUGUCCAAGGGAACGCACCGAGCCAGGGCGGUGGUGCUGCAGCAGCACGCCACGGCGUCGCCAUGCACGACUUGCCCUCUUCCACCUCCGUCUUCCGUACCGCGUCAAGAGACGAGUCGGGGCUUCGGCCCAGGACCUUUUGUCUUCCAGAGUUGAAGUGAAGAGCGCUUAAACGGAGCUCGAAGCGUUGCCAGCGGAAGGCUAGACUCGUUGUUAUGGCGGCCUGCAAUCACUUCAUACCCUCAAUGGCUAAUAAAGCAUCUUUCGCAUUCUCUACGUAAGCCCGUAUGAUACAGCGUA